AUGAUUAAAGUACAAAACAGAAAAUCCAUAAAAAUAUAUCCAUCUAUGAUAAUCUGGAUUGUAUUAUUCAAUUAUAUAGUGUAUGUAGAAUGCUCUACAACAAAAAAACUUUUUGGACAUGCUAAAUUGGAUGGUAAUUAUCAGAUGAAUGAUCCUAAUGAUCUAUUCAAUGAAUUUUUAUAUUCAAAAGAGCUUAGUAUCAAUGAUCUAUUGGAUGUAUUAAAUGAAUUAAAAAAUUAUGUAAUACGUUAUGAUUAUCAUAUUGUUUGUGCGGAUAUAGAAAUAAAAAAUAAUCUAUGUAAUAGUGUAAUACAUCAAUUAGCAUUAAAAUAUUAUGAAUCUGCUAUUAAUACAACAUUAAAUACAAAAUAUAAAUCUUAUAUAUGGAGACAAAUACAUAAUGAUGAAUUCUAUGGAGUAAUGCUUAUUUUAGAUCCUAAACAAGGGAAUGAACAAGAUGAAAUGUAUCAGAUUCUUAGAGCAUCCACUUAUCAAAGAGAUAUUUGUGCUAGUCUUUUACUGGAAUCAGGAAAUAAUGAACGCUUACGAUAUAUUCGAUUACAUAAUGGUCCAGAUAAAUCACUUUCUGAAUUAAUUAAAAAUUUAAUGAUGAGACAGUUUGUAGAGGAAAGUACUCAACUUUACUUAUGCACUGAAUAUAAAGCAGCUGGUGUACACAAUGUUGCAAUCUUUGCUAACCAGCUAUCUCUGAAACAUUUCGUCAAUACAGGAUUCGAGAUGGUUGAAUGUGGUUCAAAAUUGUAUGAAGUAUGCGGAAAUAGUUGGUUCAAGAACCGGUGCCUAAUGGUCAGGACAAUCACGGCUGGGGACUGUCGAUCACCUUGA
Molecule: messenger RNA, 846 nt
Organism: Schistosoma spindalis
Lineage: Eukaryota; Metazoa; Platyhelminthes; Trematoda; Strigeidida; Schistosomatidae
Source: the annotation of a GenBank genome assembly